AUGAGCCUCCAAACUAGGUUACACCCACGGCACAAGCUCAAGUUAGAGCGUAGGGAAGCGUCCUUCUUGUGUGAUGGCUGCAAGGAACCAGGGUUCUACUCGUGCUACACGUGCGAAAAGUCGUGUGACUUCCACCUUCAUCGCCACUGCGCCAACCCUCGCCCGUCUCUCAAACAUCCGUUCUUCAAAAAUUGUAGUUUCAGAUGGGUGGAAUCCGGGCUGCACGGCAGGGUCUGUGACGCCUGCGGGACACGUGUGAGGGGCUUCGUCUACCACUGCGAUAUCUGCGGCAAGGACCUGCACCCCUCCUGUGCGAACCUACCCCGAGUCCUCGACGACGGGGGCCUGAGGUUGGAGCUCAAGAAGGAGAUUUCCUCCGAGUGCGAAAGGUGCGGCUGGAAGAAGAGGGCGGAUGGGAAGUUUUCGUGGGGCUACGUCUCAACCUGCAAGACUUUCUCGUAUCAUAUAUCCUGCAUGAAGGAUGUGCUCCAGGAUAACUGUGUGAAGAAAGAAGAUAGCUCUCGGGGUUCCGCCGUCAAGGACGGCGGUCGUGAAUCAGUGAAAAGAACGCCGAUGCUCCAGCUUGCCGUAAGGGAAAACAAAGGCCGUCCCGGGUGGAAGCUAGCGAAGAUGAAGAAGGUGGUUCAAGUAGCAGUUUCGAUCAUCCUCGCCGCCGUACUUGGGGAUCCAAUAUCUUUAGCGGCGACUGUGAUUGCUAGCCUACUCUCUCGCUGA
Molecule: messenger RNA, 735 nt
Organism: Spirodela intermedia
Lineage: Eukaryota; Viridiplantae; Streptophyta; Magnoliopsida; Alismatales; Araceae
Source: the annotation of a GenBank genome assembly